UAUGUUGAGACUGAAAAAUUAAAUAUUAAAAAAUUGUUUGUUUACAUUUUGGGAAAUUACCCUGUAUCACGAUAAAAUGAUACUGGAAGAUAUUGUAACGGAUUUACAACAUCUUGAGAAUGAUAUUCAAUUACUUGAGAAUGAGAUCCGUGAACUUGCGGACGAAAAGGCUUUCUUAUUGACAGAGUUACAGCAGUAUGAAAUGGACUUGGGUCCUCGACCCCACCAUACUACUGAAUCUCCCAGUAUACCACCAAUUCUUACUCAUAAUCACUUUGAUAGUAGUAUAUCCAAGUUCUUUGAAGGGCCUGUGCCGUCAGUGACUCAGAGUAGCAAUUUAAUAAAUGGUGGAACUGAUCGUAUAGAAGUACAAGACAAUGUUAUGUAUGAGAGUAUAUUUCGGAUGGGAGGUGUAACUGCCUUCCCAUUGAAUUCGUAUAUAUUAGGUGAUGGCGACAGAUACCUUGGGAUUCGAUUUGAUCUCUAUUCCUCGGUCACUCGAAGCUUUGACACUCCUCAUUAUGCUAUAUUGAAGAGAGUUACUGUGUCUAGUAAAGGUGGAGAUACUACUGCUACUGAUACAGGUAGUGAGACUGCUACUGAGACUGCUACUGAGACUGCUACUGCUACUGCUACUGCUACUGCUACUCAGACGACUGAUGCUUGGUCACUCUACAGACACACCUUACCGAAAUUCUUCAAUGUUGAACAGUAUAUCCCAUACCUCACCGACGUAGAUCUGGGACCAGGCCGAUUUGCCUUUGCUAUACGACGAUUAUUUACUCAACUACAGUACAAAGCAGAUAAACUUAAACAACUCCAACGAUUUACUAUGCAGCACUUUGGAGGUACAUCGUCAAAGCCCAUAGUGACCAUAGUCAAUGACUUACAAUGGCAUAGAGUCAAGUUACAAUUGGGUGGUGGUACCACUACAACCACCACCACUACAACUAUGGAGCUCAUAUGUUCGGAUGAGUAUAUCCAGUCUGUUACAGUAACCUCUCGCCAUCCGCAAGCGUCAGCUUACUGUCUGAGUAUACUAACCAACAGUAAAUUCGAAGAUAUAACUAAGAACUUCCGUACUGUGCUCGAGUAUCUACUCCAGCAUCAGGUGAUAUAGAACAGUAUCUUUUAUAAAACAAAUAAACAAAAUAUAACAAAAUAUAACAAAAUAUAACAUAAACAAAAUAU
Molecule: messenger RNA, 1191 nt
Organism: Scheffersomyces amazonensis
Lineage: Eukaryota; Fungi; Ascomycota; Pichiomycetes; Serinales; Debaryomycetaceae
Gene: CTF5
Product: Ctf5p
Exons: 1
Coding region: 77-1120 (347 amino acids)
Cellular component (GO): kinetochore
Source: RefSeq, a predicted model, not a curated record